UACAAUUUCUAUAACCCAAUCGAAGCUAUGGCGCCACAACAAGCGACCUCAAAGACCACCUCGUUGGCGUUCAACAUCCAUCGCCGGGAGCCAGAGCUAAUCUGUCCGGCCAAGCCAACACCAUGUGAGCUCAAGAUCCUCUCCGGCAUAGACCAUCAAGACUUCAUACGAUGCCACCUUCGUAUGAUCUUUUUCUUCCGACACAACCCUUUGACCAAAGGCAACGGUAAUAACAACCACUCCGACCCCGUAGAAGUGAUACGCAAAGCUCUAGCCGAAACGCUCGUUUACUACCACCCGUUUGCCGGCCGGCUCCGUGAAGGACCUGACGGGAGCCUGUCGGUGGACUGCAACGGACGAGGCGCGUUGUUUGUGGAGGCGGAUGCUGAAAUGGCGCUCGAUGAGUUCGGUGAUCUUUGCCCUCCUUUCCCUUGUUUGGAGGAGCUUCUGUUUCAUGACGAGGGUCCGAGGGGGUUCCUUCACUCUCCCUUGCUUCUUCUUCAGGUUACGCGGUUAAAAUGCGGAAGCUUUAUCCUCGCAUUCAGCUUCAACCAUGCCAUAUGUGACGGUGCCGGUCUAGGAAUAUUCUUAAGAACACUCGGGGAAUUGGCGAAUGGUGCAAACGUGCCAUCCAUCCCACCCGUGUGGGACCGCCACCUAUUGGGCGCAUGGGUCCCACCGCAUGCACACGAGGACGUCCACGUGGCUAGUGAUACCACUCCACACCACGAAUCCGUGGUCCAACGCUCGUUCUUCUUCGGCUCAACGGAGAUCUCAGCCAUACGUAGACUCGUCCCGUCUGAUCUCCAUGGCCGCAUCACCACCUUCGAACUGUUGGUGUCAUUCCUCUGGCGCUGUCGAACCCUCGCCCUGAGACUGCCCCCAGACGCCGAAUCGCGUCUCAUGAUCGCGGUUAACGCACGUCCCCUUUUCCGAAACCGGCCGUUACCGCUGGGCUACUAUGGGAACGCCGUCGUGUUUCCGGUGGCCAUAGCCACUGCCCGAGAACUAUCAGAACAGCCUCUAGUAUACGCUAUAAGACUGCUGCAAGAUGCAAAAUCCAGCGUGACGGAGGAGUACGUGUGGUCCGUGGCCGGUGGCUUAGGAACAAGAGGUCGGAAACACCAGACCAUGUCGGAGACGUUCUUUGUAUCCGACGCGAGACAUCUCGGCUUGGACCAGGUCGACCUGGGGUGGGGCCAGCCGGUAUACGGCGGGGCCGCGGGGGACGGUUUGGGGGGCUUUGACGGAGCCAGCUGGCUCGUACGGUGGAAGAACAAGAAUGGUGAGACGGGAAUCAUCGUGCCUGUUUUAUUGCCGGAGCCGGCGACGGAGAGGUUCGCCGAACAGCUCGCUCUUGUCUUCAACAACGACGGCUGUAGCAAACCUUUGAGACCUUCGCUCUAGGGAAAAAAAUACGGAGAGAAAUUAACAAUAAAAAAAUUAAAUGAUGCAGUAAGUAACAUAGUCACAUAUGAAGGGUUAUUUAAGGUGUUGUUACAAAAAGCCGUUCAAGGGAUACUUGGCAAUUGUUGUCAGUGGAAGGUAAAAAGACGUACCGUA
Tarenaya hassleriana is the source of this 1563-nucleotide messenger RNA. RefSeq names its product (Z)-3-hexen-1-ol acetyltransferase-like. The record is from RefSeq and is a predicted model, not a curated record. NCBI's taxonomy places the organism in Eukaryota, Viridiplantae, Streptophyta, Magnoliopsida, Brassicales, Cleomaceae. The coding region runs from base 28 to 1407 and encodes 459 amino acids. The transcript has 2 exons.